AAACAAAACCUUUCAUACUGGGGAACAGAGAAGAACUACUCCCUCUUCCGCUACCACCUCACCCCAGGAAAUGGCUCUUCACCACGGGUGACCACAUCCAUCCUGUUUCCAUAGAAACACCUGGGAGGAAGAGGGUGGCAGGGGGAGUUGGGUCAUAGUUGCCUAACUGCGUGCCCCAUAUGGGCCCUGUUUAUGUCUUUCUGGGGACUGUGCCCCUCUCAGUGCCUUCCCAGCUUGCACCGAAGUGAUCGUCCCUCAAAGCGGGUAAGAACAGAGGCUGGUGGAGUAUCUGAAGAAACCAAGAUGUCUGCAGCUCUGGAUCAGCCUCCUGGGCAAGUGGAGGACCCAGUCAUGCCCCAACCCUCCCAGUGGCCCCCCCUUCUCUGUGGACCUUGCAUCCCCAUCAUGCUGGCCCUGGCCUUAGUGGCUGCUGUCUUCCUAUUGGCCACAGCUGUGCUGGCUGAACGCCUUUUCCGCCGUUCUCUCAGAUCAGAUCCUGGCGUCCAAGGGCCUAGCCUGGUCUGGCGCCCAGGGGGGGAGCUGUGGAUCGAGCCUUCGGGGACAGCCCAUGAACGAUCUGAAGAUUGGUAUGGUGCAACAGCCCCUCUUCUGCACUCCCAUGUUACUGAGCCCCAUUUUCUUGGGGGUACUUUGGAGGUCCAGGCCACAGCACCCCCCAUUCCAGAUUCUCCUCUCUGUCCCUCAGCUCCACCCCAGGCUCCUGAGUCCCCUGCCAGCACAUUCUGCAUAGCAAAUACUUGGGAAGAAAGGCCUCAGACUACUGGUUUGGUAGCUUGGUUUGAGCCACAGCCAGUCCCAGAGCCCUUACCCCCACCAUUUUAUGGCAUCCGAAGGCCCAGGAGCCCUGAGCCUGACUGGGGCCUACAGCCCCGGGUAACCCUGGAACAGAUCUCAGCUUUUUGGAGAAGAGAGAACAGGGUGCAUGGAGGCCCCUGAACAAUGGGGCAUUGGGCCUGCCCCACUCCCACCAAGCUUCCUACAGAGAAUUUCCUCCAUAUUGAAGGCCUAGAGGAAGCUGGACCUCCAGAGGGUCUUGUGAGACUGGGGGCCCAUGGACACAGGACACUGGACCACACCUUUGGAUCCUAGGCCAUCUCUCAGAGAAGAGAGGUAGGAUCUGGAAACGACAUUUAAGAAUUGAGUGCUGAACAUUUUUAAGAACUUCAAGACAUCUUUCUUCUGGACUCUGGGGAUCAGACUGGGCAUGGACAGAGCGCUCACUCAAGUAGAGCCAAAUGGAUCCCUAGUUCACCCCACGAUGAGGUUAAUCUCCUAAAGUGCCACCUCUAACUUGAAUGACUGGCAGAGGUGGGGCAAAUGCCAGUUGAUGCUAGUAUAAUUGUAAAGUCAUCAGGGCAAGAACAUCAGGUGUGUGUCAUGUAGGAAAUGGACAAUUCUCUUUCCCUCCUUUCCCUGGCGCUCAGACUCCCACCUGCUGUUCCUUCCCAACAGCUAGUCCCCUUAGCUAUGGUGAAUAGACCUCUUUCCAAGCAUAUCUAACCCUGUCUUCUAUAGGCAAAAGCAAUUUUAUCUUCAUAACUUGUAAAUGUGGAUACUUGUCAAUGUUCCUGUAUGACAGACAGAAGAUAAAUGGUUGACUCCAGUUCUAUUCCAGUUCUUAGGGCUAGAAGAGAUUUUAGAGAUUGUCAUGUCCAUCCAUCUCAUUUCAUAGAUGAAUUAAUCGUACCCUGAAGAAGAGGGAUUUGCCUAAGCUUACAUAGCCAGCUCAUGUCAACCCUAGGUCAUCUUUCCACCACAUCUUCAUGAAGGACAGAUGAGGGAAGGCCCAUACAAGCUAAGAUAAAGAUGGUAUUACGUGAGGAGGUAGGGAAGCUAAGCUAGGCCUGAGAAGGCUAGUUCAGGGAAGUGGUGGUGUUAGGAGGUGUUAUAUGGUUGGAAUUGAUGGUAGUGCCUGAGGGACCCUUACAUAGAGGACUUUCCUUCCUUGGAGAACAGGCAGCUGGUGAUGAUAACUGGUCUGGAUUCCAAAGGGGAAUUAAAGUAAAAAGAAGAUUUCUUCAAGAGGAACUCAAUUUGGCAAAAACACUUAUUCAUGUGCUGUGUGUUGAGGUCACUACACAGAUAAGAUGUGUGGUCUUUGUCUUCCAAUAGAUUAGUCUAAUAGAAGGAAUACAACUCAUGUACCUCAAUAAAUUCUAUGAUACAGGUU
Vombatus ursinus (common wombat) is the source of this 2191-nucleotide messenger RNA. It is a transcript of the gene CUNH16orf54, whose product is annotated as chromosome unknown C16orf54 homolog. The transcript is spliced from 2 exons. Bases 193 to 957 code for a protein of 254 amino acids. The record is from RefSeq and is a predicted model, not a curated record. Lineage: Eukaryota; Metazoa; Chordata; Mammalia; Diprotodontia; Vombatidae.